GGUCUUGGGAGGUGGCAGCACCCCAGCCCCACUGAAGAGUCACAGUCCCCUGAAGUAGGACAGGGGCUGCCUGGCAGAGGACACUGCUUGUGGAGUGGCCCUCCCUGCCGGGCCAGCUCUCACUGUCAGGCCUGUGCUUCCGGGUGAUACGGCCCUCGCAGUGACACAAACCGUCUGCUUCCCCAGGAUGAGUCUGCUGAUCUUCAGUGACGAAAAUGUUACUGAUGACAAAAGUGCAGAAAACUGUAACUUCCUGUUUUCACCACCGGAACUUAGCAGAAGAUCGCCUGUUCUCCGUCUGUCACAGAAAGAAAAUGUGCCACCCAAGAACAUAGCCAGAGCUAUGAAGGUGACUUUUCAGACACCUCUGCGGGAUCCCCAGACACACAAGAUUUUAAGUCCCAGCAUGAGCAGCAAACUUGAGGCUUGUUUUGCUCUGGGUGACACCAAUGGAUUAGAAAACUCUCCUCGCAUCUGGACCCAAAAAGAGAACCAACAGUUCACCCAGGAAGUGGACACCAAAGCAACAGACGGAAUCCUGCAGAAACCUGCAGUGGCUGACACCCACGCCCCUCCAGAGCUCGUGAGACCAGCCUCUGACGACGGGCCCACCUCCACUCCCCAGGGAUGCCUGGACCCCUCAAGCUGUCCGCAGACCCCGGCGAGUCUUAAAAACCAGCUGGCAUCUCCACACGGGAUGUCUGAUGGCCCUGGGCAAGGUCUGCAGGAAAACCCUAGUUCUUAUUCCCUGGAGAAAACCACGACAUCCACCUCUGAAGUUCUAGAUCCUCCCAGGAUCACAUCCCCAGACAGAACAGAGGACCCUCACAGAGCCUCAGGAGAAAGCUCAAACAGACCCCCUGCCUCCUCAGCUGGGGCCACUUCACCCCCUGGUACUUGCCCCACAGUAGCCCUCAGAGAAGACCCCCUCGCAGACCUGCCUGGGGCCCUGGCCAGCCCUGAGGAUACAUCUGGUCCUGAGAACACUGCCCCAGCAGGCCCUCUGAAGGCUGGAGGGGCAACAGCCCCAAGUCCUUGGAAAGAAGAGACCAGCUGCCAAACAGCCAACUCUUCGAGGAAUGGUCCCAUAAGGCUAGAAUUUGACUUUUCUGAUGUUGCUGCCAGCAAAAAGCCACCCCCACCAAGGAAACUGGGGAAGAGACCACAGGUGAGGCAGGAAAAGGCCCCCAAGGAGGCAGAGGAGGGUUCUGUUCCUCCUACCCGGGGCUCCUACGACCUGGACUGGGACAAGCUUGAUGACCCAAACUUCAACCCAUUCGGAGGCAGUGGGGAGGCCUGUUCCCCAGAAUGUCCUCAGAGCAGGCCGGCAGGGCCUGGGGCCGCAGGGGACUCUUCUCCGAGCAAGCAGGUGCCUCCAGCCUCAGCAGAUGGCACACCUGUGCUGCAGACCACAGCAGGAGCCUUGGGACCGGUGGGCCAGGAGGGAACCGUGACUUCUUCAGAGCCAGGGGCUCCCCCCAGCAGUCUGGGCAAUGAGCCCACAACCUCACCUGCUGACCCAGCACACCCUGCUGUGCAGGGGCCAGAGUCUACCUCGGACCUGAGUGAGGAGCUUUUCAGAGACCCAGCUGAGGUUCUAGGCACAGUGGCCGACGUGGACUACCUGGAGCAGUUUGGGACAUCCCAGUUUAAGGAGUCAGCCCUGAGGAAGCAGUCAUUGUACCUCAAGUUUGACCCGCUCCUGAAGGACAGUCCUGAGAGACUGGCCCCUGUGGCCCCCAAGACCAGCAGUGCGCAGGACAUUGACGUACCUUCCUUGGGAGGCCCACCUGAGGCCACGCUGGUGGACUUGGACUUCCUGGGAACACCGGACCUUCCUGUGCCGGACCCACCUCCAUGUGUCCUCGGGCCCGGGGGCCUCAUCGUGGAUGUGCUGCAGUACAGCCAGAAGGACCUGGACGCAGCGGUGGAGGCAGCGCAGAAGGAGGUCCUGCAGCUGAGGAGCAGGUGUGAGGAGCUGCACCAGAAGAACCUGGAGAUGGGGAAGGUCAUGGACGGGUACGAGAGCUUCAUGUACCAGGCAAUGGAGGAGGCUCAGAAACAGCAGGACCUUGCCAAAGCCGAGAUCCAGAAGGUUCUGAAAGAAAAGGAGCAGCUGACUGCGGAUCUGAACUCCAUGGAAAAGUCAUUCUCUGACCUCUUCAAGCGGUUUGAGAAGCAGAGGGAGGCGAUCGAAGGCUAUCGUACGAAUGAAGAGUCCCUGAAGAAGUGUGUUGAGGGCUACAUUGUCAGAAUCCAGAAGGAAGGCCAGAGGUACCAGGCGCUGAAGGCCCAUGCGGAGGAGAAACUCCAGCUGGCCAACGAGGAGAUUGCCCAAGUCCGGAGCAAGGCCCAGGCGGAGGCAAUGGCCUUCCAGGCGAGCCUGAGGAAGGAGCAGAUGCGUGUCCACUCGCUGGAGAAGACCGUGGAGCAAAAGACUAAAGAAAAUGACGAGCUGACCAGGAUCUGUGACGACCUCAUUUCCAAGAUGGAGAAGAUCUGACGUGGGGUCCCCGCCUGUGCCCACCUGCCCUCCUGUCUGUCUGUCUGCCUGUUAGGUUGCAUGUUUUUCCUUCUCUCCUAAUUUCAGCUUAUUUUUAAACUAGGUUGCUUUAGAAACAAGACUAAAUAAAGUUUCCUUUGAGUUCAGUGCUGAAGUCGCUCUGUUGAUGAAAA
Messenger RNA from Miniopterus natalensis, 2676 nucleotides. NCBI's taxonomy places the organism in Eukaryota, Metazoa, Chordata, Mammalia, Chiroptera, Miniopteridae. The record is from RefSeq and is a predicted model, not a curated record.